AUGACACUUAGACGAACGGAGACGAUAGAAAGCGAGUAUUUUCUGUAGACAGACAGGUCAGUCACACUUUGUUUUGGGGGAGGAAACAAAACACGGAGCCAUUCUAAGGACUGAGAGUAGAGUGUGACAGACGCAGUGACUGGCUGGAAUAAAGUGAAGGCAAGAUGGUGGCAAAUCGUGAAACAUGGAGUAAAAAGCUUGAGUUUCUACUGGCAGCAAUUGGCUACUCUGUCGGACUAGGCAAUGUCUGGAGAUUUCCUUAUCUUUGUUUCCAGAGUGGUGGAGGUGCCUUUCUCUUUCCGUUCUUUCUGAUGUUGAUACUGUGUGGUGUGCCGUUGCUAUAUAUGGAACUCACUGUUGGACAGUACACACAACAGGGCCCAGUCGGGGCACUCGCUAAAAUCUGUCCCCUUUUUAAAGGAGCUGGUCUUGCUACCGUGGUGAUAUCAUUCCUGUUUACCACGUACUACAAUGUCAUCAUCACCUGGUCAUUUUAUUACCUCUUCAGCAGCUUUACUGGAGAGCUCCCUUGGAGCCACUGUGGACACGAGUGGAACUCUCCACUCUGUUGGGAUGGAAGUAAAGCACAAGCCAUGUUGAAAAACGUUACUAGCAAUAACAGCACUGUGCUGCGGAACAGCACAGAGGCUGUUAAACCCAAUGGAACUGUAUCACCCACUGAAGACUUUUUUGAAUCCAAAAUGUUGCGGAAGAGCUCUGGAAUCGAGGAGAUGGGAAUGCUGAACUGGGACUUGUCCUUAAUUCUGUUGUUAUGUUGGAUCAUAGUGUACUUCUGUAUUUGGAAAGGGCCAAAGGGAACCGGAAAAGUUGUUUAUUUCACUGCUACAUUUCCCUUUUUGGUUCUCAUCAUUUUACUGGUAAGGGGAGUAACUCUUCCAGGUUCUUGGAAUGGAAUUAUGUACUUCAUUUGGCCAAAAUGGGAAUUACUCGCAGAUCCAAAGGUGUGGGUGUAUGCCGCGGCACAGAACUUCAAUUCUCUGGGGAUAGCGUUUGGUGGUAUCAUUACGAUGUCAAGCUAUAACAAAUUCAACAAUAACAUUAUGAAAGACGUGUUGACAAUAGCAGUGGUUGAUGCUGUCACGUGUCUGCUGGCAGGAUUUGCGAUAUUUGCUACUUUGGGUUACCUUGCUGAGAACCAACAGACAGAUGUAACUAGUGUGAUAAAACAAGGUCCAGGGCUUGUGUUCAUAAUUUACCCAGAGGCCUUCACAACCAUGCCUGUCCCACAACUUUUCUCCAUUGUCUUCUUCUUCAUGCUUAUCUGUCUAGGUAUAGACAGUCAGUUUGCAUCUGUGGAAGUGAUUGUGACAACCCUGAAUGACCACUUUGGGAAACAGGUGAAGAAGUACCUUAAGCGUAAAGAGGUCCUGGUUUUCAUCGUUUGUGCCUUCUCUUUCUUAUGUGGACUGCCUAAUGUGGCACAGGGAGGACUGUAUUUCUUCUCCCUCCUCGACCAUUAUGCUGCAGCUGUGUCUCUCAUGUAUCUCGCCUUUUUUGAGGUGAUUGCCAUUACAUGGAUUUAUGGUGCAAAUCGACUUUCCAACAAUGUUAAAGAAAUGAAUGGCAGCCGACCGAAUCGGUUCUUCACUUUCUGCUGGUACUUUGUCUCUCCAAUCCUGAUAUUUGUUAUCUGGCUGUUCAGUAUGGUUAUGUACAAACCAUUCCAACUAGCUAACUACACCUACCCAGUUUGGGCCAGUGCGCUUGGUUGGUUCUUUGCAUUGUUGUCGGUGAUAUGUGUACCUUUGGGCAUGAUUCACGCAUUCUACAUGGCCAAGGGAGACAACUUAUGGCAGAGAUUCAAGAACACGCUGAAGUCUCCCCUACCUGACAGUGUGCUACCAUCUAAUACAUCUUACUACACUGGUGAUAUUGUCAUUUCAAACGGCAAAAUCCCGGAGAAAGAGCCGCUGAAUAAACCAGACCUUGAUACGACUACGAAAGUUUGAUUCCUGUGAGGGUGGCAUAUAGACAUUGAAAUCCAUUUUCUAUUUUUGUAUUUUCAUUUACUUUCAAAAUAUUUCACUUCUCAAUAUCACACAUGCAUAUUAACUAAUUUAUUUUUGUCAAAUCCUCCACAUAAAAACCAUUCUUCAGUGAUGGAGAAAUUCUGCAAAAUUGUUAUGUAGCUAUUCCUUGAAAACGACAGCUCCAAGAACCUAUAUAUAGCUCUGGUGCAAUGUUCAGUUUAUACAAAUCACAUUUCAUACUUCAAAAGCACCAGAAUUGAUUUUCCUGUUUGGAUUUUUUUCUUAUUGUUUGAUAAUUUGGUGAAGAUGUACUUUUAUAUUGCAUUUUGUAGACCUAGUUUUCAUCAUUUGAGCUUGAGUUGAGAAAAUGUUU
This is a messenger RNA of Ylistrum balloti, 2364 nucleotides long. RefSeq names its product sodium- and chloride-dependent GABA transporter ine-like. Gene Ontology annotation, cellular component: membrane. Gene Ontology annotation, biological process: sodium ion transmembrane transport. The transcript is spliced from 15 exons. Bases 165 to 1970 code for a protein of 601 amino acids. Lineage: Eukaryota; Metazoa; Mollusca; Bivalvia; Pectinida; Pectinidae. The record is from RefSeq and is a predicted model, not a curated record.